Molecule: messenger RNA, 3123 nt
Organism: Hydra vulgaris (swiftwater hydra)
Lineage: Eukaryota; Metazoa; Cnidaria; Hydrozoa; Anthoathecata; Hydridae
Product: regulator of G-protein signaling 22
Biological process (GO): regulation of signal transduction
Cellular component (GO): nucleus; cytoplasm
Molecular function (GO): G-protein alpha-subunit binding
Source: RefSeq, a predicted model, not a curated record
UAUAUAAUAUUUUUGAUGGGGAUUAGAAAAUUAAAAAGAAUUCUUUCUUUGAUGUGUAGUAAAGAUGGCAGAUUUGAAAGUCAAAAGACAUUGGAAGAGACAUUGAAGAAUGAUGCUUUGUUUCUUGAAUAUUUUAACGCAUACUUGUGUCUGCCAGUUUUCCCAAAAAGACUUCUCUUAAAAAAUGAAGUUUUUGAAGAGGCCAAAUGCAAAUAUGUAGGUGUAGAAAAGAAUGGUACAAGUAAUUAUGUUAAAUAUUCCAUUAAGUUCUUGGAAAAAGAACCUGGUUUUAAGUGGAUUAUGGUUCAUCGCUUGACACUUUUUUUGCAAAGUACUCUCUUUGCUGAAUACAGUCUAGCAAAAUUGCUUUUUUCUAAUCAUAAAAAAAUUAUUAAAAAAUAUGAUGGUUUCCAUCCGUUACCAAAAGAAUGGCAAGAAUAUAAUAAAAUAUUUUCAGAGCAACCAGUUGUUAGUGGCAACCAAAAUUUCAAUAACAUUAUGAAUCACUGUGAUGCUUCAAAAAAAUAUUUAAAAUUGCUAAACAAACAAUUCUUUGACUCUUUUAAAGAUUUUCUCUAUGAAACUGCUGGUGAAAGCUUGAUGUUGCUGUGGAUUGAUAUUGAAACUUUAAAACAUCUUCCUUGCUUGCAGAGGGAAAGGUGUUUGCAUUCAAUUAAGGAACUUUUCUUUUCUUCUGGUUCUACUUUUAAGAUACCAUAUGAAACAUUAAAAUCAUGGGGAAUUGAAGGUCAUUUUUCAUAUGAAAAUCUAAUUUUGGUUCAGAAACUGAUUUUUAAUCCCAUUCUUACUUAUUGGCUUCCACGAUUUAUGUUCCAUUAUUUGCUAGGAAAAGGUUCCAGUUUUGGAGUAGAAUGUUCAAAUAUUCAGUAUUUCAAUUGCUUUCAAAAUGGUUAUGAUUUCAAACAUAGUAAUAUGUUUUAUUAUCCAAAUAAUGUAGAAAACACAAACUGUCAAUUUUUAACUGAACUUUUACCUUUAAAAGUGAAUGGAUCUAUGUUUAAAAGUGCAUUGUUUGAAAACAAAGGAAAUUUGUUCUUUGUUGAAAAAAAACUGUCUUAUUUUAAUUCUUUAAUUGAGAUGUUGCAGUGCGAAAAGGUUACUGGGUACUAUUUCCUAAAUUAUUUGGAAAAGGUCAAUAAUUCUUUUUGGCAGAACUGCUAUUUAUUUUGGAAAUCAGUUCAGCAGUACCAUGACUUAUUUUUUUCUUCUUCAUUCUCACCUGAUUCUGUGAAAAAGAAAGUUAAUUAUAUCUACUCGAUUUUUAUCUGUCCAAUGAGUAAACAUGAUUUGAAAUUACCUGAGGAAGUCAACAAAAUAAUUUAUGAUAAACUAGACCCUCCUUAUGAAGAUCUGUUUGAUAAUGUUGAACAAGAAGUUUUGUUGGUAUUAUUAUUACCUUUUGUUCAACUCAUCGAAAAUGAAAAUCUUGAGUAUGAAAUGUUAGUUAUUCAUGAACGCUUUGAUUAUAUUCAUGAUGAAAAUACUUCUGAUUUAAAUAGUAAAGUUCAAAGUAAAAUUGAAAAGGAAUGCUUCAAGAGUUUAUUAGAAAUAGGUAUGCAAACAAAUCAUGAUAAACAAGAGAAUGAUGAUUUUAUCCAGUUACUUAAAAAUGAGGACAGUAGAAGAAGUUUUCAAAUUUUCUUGGAAACCAAUCAUAAAAUAGGUUUUAUGGAUCUAAUGGCCUAUAUUGACAUGCAAGAUUAUGUAAAUAUUUCAGAUCUAUCUUAUAAAGACACUCAAGCAUUGUACAUUUCUCAAAAAUGGUUUAAUGAAAAUUAUUUCUUAGGAUCUAAUUCACCUGCACCUCUAGAAAUUGUGAAAAAUCUUUUAUUGUUUGACGAGAAAGUUAGUGAUUCUAUUUAUCAAGUACCUAAUGAAUUAGCAAUUAUAGAACUGCAAAAAUAUGUCUACAGGCGUUUGGAGCAUUUCUAUUUGAAUAUGAAAUCAAACAAAUAUUUGCAGAAUGCUAAAGAUGAUUUACCUAAAAAAAUUAUAGUUUCAAAAAAAAAAAAUCAAAUUAGAUAUCUGAACCAGCAAUCAGACAUCAGAUUUAAUGAAAAUAGUUGUGAAGUCAAGGCUUUCCGUAAUGCACUCAAUGAACCAAACAUGUGUGCUUUAUUUAAGAAAUUUAUCAACAUUCAUUACUCUGAAUUAGAAAAAAAUUUAGAUUUUUGGUUAGAAGUGCAAAAAUACAAGUAUCUUUGCCACAGACAUGUAGAUGAUCAUAUUAUUGAAAAUAAGUUUCGAGCAAUAGUUGAUGUUUUUAUCCAAUCUUCAGUUCCACCUACAUUACAAAUAGAUAUCACUCAUGAAAUAGCAAACGAACUGUUAUCAAGAAAAAGUUUAAAAAAAGCUCAGCCGUAUGUGUUUAGAGAAGCCCAGGCUGAAGUGUUUCGCAUUUUAUUUUCUGCAUGGGCUGACUUUGAUCUCUAUCGAACUUCAGGUCAAUUUAAUUUGAAGUUUCAAAAUUUAGUUUUAACUCUGAAAACUGAUAACAAAGAAAGAGAAAAAUUGAAUAUGGAAAGUUGGAAUAAUGAAAACAAACCAAUAGAAACUAAAGCAUUUAUAUACAAGAAUGAAAUGAAACUGAAAAAACGUGAAUACUCAAAUAGUGAAUAUUCAUCAGAUGGAACUAGUGAAUCACAAACGGCAACGUUUAUUUAUUCGAAGCAUAUGGCUGAAGAAAGAUCUUUUAAAAAUCUAACGAAAGUGGAACCGAUAGAGGCGUUAAAAAUGAAAACAAUUAAAGUGUCAAAAAUAAAAGAUAUAACAAACCUCACAAAUUAUACGAACAAGGUUCCAAGUAACAAAGAUAAAUCAUGUAGCAAUGGAUCCGUCAAAUUACCAUUUAUACAGAAAUUGCGAACUACAAGAUCUUCAGUUCUUAGCAAAGGCAAUGAAAAUGUAAAACGGCUACCGGCUAAACGGUUACCUAAACCAAUGCUGCCUGAAGUAAUAGUAUCUUGAAUUAAAUUUUUAGUAAAAAAUGAUCUCAAUAAUAAAUUUGAAAUCUACAUAGUGUCGGUAAGAGUGUUAAACACUAGACUCCUGACAUAAACGGUAUUAUCAGUUAUCGAUUUCUUAGUUAGAAAUUUUUAGUUA